Wyeomyia smithii (pitcher-plant mosquito) is the source of this 4805-nucleotide messenger RNA. RefSeq names its product probable serine/threonine-protein kinase MARK-A (gene RunxA). NCBI's taxonomy places the organism in Eukaryota, Metazoa, Arthropoda, Insecta, Diptera, Culicidae. Gene Ontology annotation, molecular function: DNA-binding transcription factor activity, RNA polymerase II-specific; ATP binding; RNA polymerase II cis-regulatory region sequence-specific DNA binding. Gene Ontology annotation, biological process: regulation of DNA-templated transcription. The record is from RefSeq and is a predicted model, not a curated record. Bases 2161 to 3972 code for a protein of 603 amino acids. Gene Ontology annotation, cellular component: nucleus. The transcript has 7 exons.
UAUAGCGACCGGAGGAAAACGCGUACGUCGGGGUUUUGUGGGGGGGCCAAUCCGUGUGUGAGUAUAUGGCGGCAGGCUGGAAUCCCUCCGUACCAGAAUCCGGGACCAGAAGGAAAACCAUAAAAGCGAUUUUAGUUGAAAACAGUACUCGGCUGACUUUGGAAGCUGUUAGCGAGUGCUCCCCAUUUCGAAUUAUCUACCAAACGAAAUUCAAACACCGGCCGAACCGAUUCCAGAAUACCAGAAGCCCGUAAUAACCAUCAAACCGAUUUUGUGGAAAAAUUUUGACAACAACAUUUUCACGGUACAACUCGGCAAUAAAAACGUUGAACACCUCCCGAAGUGUGGGAUUGACCAGUGAAAUAAAAUCGCGUCCAUUAUAGAGUCCUUAAUAGAGUAAAGUGGUUGUUUUUUUUUCUCGCUCGUUGUUGGUCUCGGUUUUGGCCAACCCUCAUUCCCCAGCGGAUCGUGACUGUGACUGUGUACAAUCGGGGCAGGCAGAAAAAAAGUGACGCCCUUAGUGUUGUUCCAGGCCCCUACUGGAGCACGCGGUCGGUGGUGGUUGAGGCUUUUUUUUUGCUCACCAAAUUUCGGUUUGGUUUUUUCACUUUUUUAUCGCCGUUCGUGCAAUUCGAUUUUCAGCCUUCACCGGGAGGGAGCCACGCGUAAACAGUGUGAAUCCGUGUGAUGUUGAUGGCGAUGGAAAAAUAGCCGGGUGCGAACAAGACUAUAAAAAACCAACGCGCCAACACGCGAUUACGCGAUAGGUGGUGGGAUUUUUCACCGCCAAAAGCUGUGAGCGAGUGACGCCAGAGCAGCAAAAAAAAACUCGUAUCCUGACGAAAAUGUGAAGCGCUGAAUGGUGAAACAAAAAAAAACAACUCGUGAAAAUAUAUUUAUUUGUGAUUUGAUACGGAUACCGCAGAGUGGUGGUAUGCGUGAUCUGAGGGGUGACACAAUUGUGUGUUAAGUGACGAGUCAUCGGCAGUAUCCGAGUGGGAAAAAAAAGUUGAUGUUGAUAUUGUUGCUGUACACGAACACGGCCACGGAAACCUCGACACAGAGGUCACACACCACACCCCCAGAAAUAUUUCACACCCAAACAACUCGGCGUGCGGAGUGACAUCAGUCGGUAGCAGCGGCAAUCCAAUCCAUCUCUUCGUCAGGACUCGUCGAGAUAAACCGAAAACCGCAGUCGAAUGUGUGUUGUACGGUGUUGAUCAACAGCGCGCUGCUGCCCGUACACGGGAACCCAGAAAAGUGUUUACGCGUGUAGUAUCGUACCGUUGGUAGUGGUAAGAAGAGUUGCAAGUGGUGAAAAAAUUUAUUCGCCCAGAGCUGGCGGUUUGUGACGUACGAGAGAUUGAAUAGAAUAAUUUGUGGGUGGUGUACCAUCAGGAGACGAAAACGAGAAAAAAAAAACCGUAUCACGCUACUGCGGGGACAACCGUCGGCAGGUCUCAAGGGCGUUAUCAACAACAACCAGCAAGUGAGCAAAGAAACCUAGAGAAACCCUGUGUUGAUACUGCAUCAAAUUUUUCAACAAAACUGACUUGUACAUGAAUGUGCCAUCUUUGUGGAUUUUACGGCCGCCUCAAAAAAAAUUCAAACGAUGCCACGCUGAAAAGUUCUAGUGGCGAUUUCUGCCGCUGCAGCUGGGUCACACAAUAGUUCGUAGAGCUUUUGAAGAUUGCUGGCGUCUUGAAAGUUGAGGCUAUUGUCCGAAUGAAGCAGGUAGACCUCGACGAGAUGAGAAGCGUUGCCUAGCAGAUAGGAAAGCAGCGUUGGUGAGGCAUUUUUUUUCCUGUGUGGACUGAUCACUGCGACCGGAGAUUGGAUCUAUUGUGAUAUUGCCCAGAUGUUUUCUGUACUCCGCACUUCCUAUUAUUGGCAGUAUCACUAUUGAGAUGGAAAACAUCCCAUUCUGAGUACAACUUAUUCGCAGUGGGCAAAGUCAAUUAAAACGUCCAAAUAGUCUGCGACCGAAUUCGAUCAUGUAACAUAUUGACCGAGGAAAGCGAUUCACCAGUAUGAACAGAAUCGAAAUCACCAAACAGUGAAAAUACAAAAGAAGAAUCAGAAAGAGCAAAAAAAAUCUUAGUGACGGGUUGCAAAAAACUACGUGAUAAAAGCAUAAAUCACAGCGUGUCGAUAUUAAAAAUGCAUCUGACUACGAACAAUACGACGACAAACAGUGGUGGCAACACGAAUGCGAACAAUGUCAGCAGUAAUAAUAACAGCGGUAGUGGCGGCACGACAGUCGCCGGAAGUGGUGGAGCGUCCAGCAACAGUAACAAUAACAACAACAGUAGUAGUAGCAACAAUAAUAGCGGCAGCAGUGGCAACGCAGGCAGUGGCAAUAACAAUGGCGCAGCAGCUGGAGAAAAUGGUCCACCGUCGGCCGCCAGCAUACUCCAGGACACCUACACAAAGAUGACGUCCGAUAUACUGGCCGAACGGACGCUGGGCGAUUUUCUCUCCGAGCAUCCGGGCGAACUGAUUCGAACCGGGAGUCCUCUGUUUGUUUGCACGGUGCUGCCACCGCACUGGCGAUCGAAUAAAACACUUCCGGUUGCGUUCAAGGUCGUCGCGCUCGGGGACGUCGGCGACGGGACGAUGGUGACGGUGCGCGCCGGCAACGAUGAAAACUAUUGCGCCGAACUGCGAAACUGCACAGCUGUGAUGAAGAACCAAGUGGCCAAAUUCAACGAUCUGCGGUUCGUGGGGAGAAGCGGUCGAGGUAAGAGAAAAAGUUUCACCCUCACAAUCAUGGUGUCCACCAGUCCACCGCAGGUCGCGACCUACAACAAAGCCAUCAAGGUGACCGUCGAUGGGCCACGAGAGCCCCGAUCCAAAACAAUGUUAUCGUCACUUCUAGGACAGCAGCAGCAGUUCCACUUCGCCUUCGGCCAGCGCCCGUUCCACUUCCCGACCGAUCCGCUGUCCAGCUUCCGGAUGCCGCCAAUCGAUAUGUCUCAAUUCGGCCUCGGAACGGCCAACUCGCACUGGAGCUACAGUUCGACCGGACCCUACUCUCCGUAUCUAACGUCCUGCACCACUCCGACGGCAGCUCAGUUUAAUAACCCGGCUCUCGGAUUUACCUGCUCCAGUGGAGAACAGAACGCAGGCCAAGAUUUCACCAGCGCCGGUAGAGACUGUGUCCCGAUGCUCCCCGAUUCGACAGCUGCCGAUCUAGACCAGCAUUUGAGCAGCUUGGUAGGAACGCAGCAGACUGCUCAGAUGACGCAUCCCAGCUUGAUGGGUGGGAACGGAAGCACCAAUGCGGCUGGAAAUGGAACCAACGGCAGUGGAGUAACCUCCCAGGGGAACAGUAUAACGACUACGAACGGAUCGAAUGGGCUGCUGGUUCCACGUUACCAGAGCAACUCUAGCAACAACAACGAGUACUCUCUCCAUACCAGCCAAAGUGGUCCCCGUAGUCUUAGCGAUUCAUCUCAAGCGGAGUCCCCGGUUCAGGAAGAUCUUCUGACAUCCAAUACCCCGAACUUAGGAGGCAGUGCCAAUCAAAACUUCUCCAGUUUAGUGGUUAACCAAAGUCAAGCUAACUACGGAUCAAGCGGUGGAAGUUGCAAUGGAUCGCUUUAUCCGGUUCUUCCAGCGAGUCUGCUCUACUCCCAAUUGUACACCGCCGCCAAUCAAACUCACAGCUUCCACAAUCAUCCUCUCCAGAAUAGCCACGGAACAUCUCAGAAUGCUACGAUGCACGCUGGUGAACUGCAAAGUGUAAUGGAUCAUCUGGCUUCAUCCACGGUGAACAGCGGUCGUCAGCAUCCCAAUCUAAUGAGCAAUAAUCCGCACACGGAUCUUUCGCUGAUCGGAAACUGUGGUGCAAUGGCACGAGGGGCAUUGGAUGAAGCGGGGGCUCGCGCGCUAGCAGCUGGUGGCCGGGGAGUUCCACCGCAGGGUCAAGUCCAGUCUGAAAACGGGAACUCCGUAUGGCGACCAUACUGAGGAAAGCUUCAACCGUAGGGUUAACGUGCAAUAAUUCGCUUUCUACUCUUCGAGUGAAUGUUGUUGAUGAAUCAUGAACUGUGGUACUUGUUUUAAGUUAAGACCAGUGUUGCUACUUUUUUAAAAUGAAAAUUAUCCUCUCAAUGAUUUUAAUUUUAUGUACAUAGGAAAAUCUGUCCUUUGGCCCCACGGUUGAUGUAAGCUACACUAAAUGUUAUUUCCAAACCAGAUGAGGUAUAGUUUAGAACUGCAUUCUGCGAUUCCGUACGAUACAUUUUGCGUCGAAAAUCGAUUUUAUCGAAGAUUUUAAGCAAAGGAUAUAUACCGCUGUAAAAUUUUAUCUGUGUAAAAAAAAUUGAGAUUGCAUUCGCAGCGAACUGUUCCAGCCAAAGAUGUCCCCGAAUUUGUGACUCUGUAGGUUUUAGUAGUUACCAUGUGAUUAUCAACUGUGUGCUGUUACUAGAUGAGCACUUUUCUAUUUUUCACAACACAAAAAAAAAACAAAACAACACAAUGUCAAUCCCAAAAUAGCCAAAAAUAUCUAGCAGUAAGGAGGAAUUAGUAAAAAACAGUGAAUGAUCCCCAAAACGAUUGCAUAAGCUAGUAGCUAAAGAGCUCGCAUGUUCCCUUUUUUUCUCGAUGUGAAAUUUUUAGAUCAGGACAAUGUUGUGCAUAUGGUGGGUUAUGAGAAACGGUACAACGCCGGCUCGCGGCGGCGCCCAAAAACUGGUGUUGUAACAAACGCUCUAGUUCUAAUGUAACUAUCGUAGCAAUAUAAUAACUUCUAUGCUGUAAAAACUGGGAUUAAAUUAAUAAAUCAAUAAACGCUCAAA